ACGCCAAAGGUAAAGUUAGAAUUUCAAAUAGCUGAGAGGGAACUCUUGAAGGAGCUCUUAAAAGGCUUUUGACCUGCAUUACGGCGUUGUGGCGUUGUCGCGUUGUCGAGCUUCGAGGACUGACCGGUAAUGGAGAUCAACGGUGGUAAAGAGAUAGAAGAAUUAAAGCCCGCCGGCGAUUCAGCUACGAUACCAGACCCUAACCCUAAUCCUGAACUCAGGCGACGAAUGGUUAGGACGAAGGUCCCGGAGGUGGACAUCCAGCUCUUUAACCGCGGCAAAGGUCCGAUCGCCACCUUCCGUUCGAGCCUCGGCGGAUGGGAUCAGGAUCACCUCGAGGUUCAGGACAUCCUCGACAAAUACGGGUUUAAAACCCUCUACUCUUUCAAUCCCUCCACUGGCCUUGGUGUUCCCAUCCGGUUCAACCCUAAGAACGGCCGAUCCAUCCUCUCAUACACCGACGGAUCCCUAGUUCUCCUCGACGGCGAGCCUAAGGAUCCACUGGUUAAACCUAUAACGAAGUUCCUGGUUGUUGUCGUGUUGAUUUCCAUUGUGAUCUCAGUCUUGGUGAAGGACCCUCCAGAUUGGCUGAAGAAUUCGAAGUUCUCAUCGGGGAUGUUUCCUCCAUGGGUUCUAGUUGGUGCUGUUGUGGUUUUCUUUCGCUUGAGAAAGAGAACCAUGGUAUUGUUGAAGAAAUAUGUGUCGUGAAGAUUUCAAGAGCCUUUCAGGUUGGAGUCUGGUUUGUUGAGAAUGAUAAUGUGCCUUCGAAUUUCACUUAAUUGAAUAAGAGUCAAAAGGUUGAGUAUUUAUGCUUUAGAGUAGUAUAUUCAUGCAAGUGAUUGAAUGUUUAAUUCUUACUGUUGCUUUAGAAUUUUUGUUUCUUGAAGCACAAUGUGGUGGAAGAAAUUGUGAAAAUGAUUAACAUUGAAGCUUGCCAGUAUAUGAUCACGG
Molecule: messenger RNA, 951 nt
Organism: Phalaenopsis equestris
Lineage: Eukaryota; Viridiplantae; Streptophyta; Magnoliopsida; Asparagales; Orchidaceae
Exons: 3
Coding region: 130-708 (192 amino acids)
Source: RefSeq, a predicted model, not a curated record